This is a messenger RNA of Ilyonectria robusta, 681 nucleotides long. RefSeq lists its product as uncharacterized. The record is from RefSeq and is a predicted model, not a curated record. NCBI's taxonomy places the organism in Eukaryota, Fungi, Ascomycota, Sordariomycetes, Hypocreales, Nectriaceae. The transcript has a single exon. The coding region runs from base 1 to 681 and encodes 226 amino acids.
AUGGAUCUCUGCAUCACCGCCCAAGAGCCCUUCGAGCCGCCCAAGUCUAAGCCCUUCACACCCGUUGUCCGCGCGUCGCCAACUCCAACUCCCAGAGCAUCGCCGCAUCACCUUCACCCUCUCGCGGCCACCCACUCGUCCCCUUCGCCACUCACGCCGCUGCCCAACUCCGGCACCAGCUCGCAUCUCGAGUUCGAUCUCGUCAUCUACGAUGCCGCAAACGACAGUUCUCUAACCCACCCCUGGGAUCUGCCUCAGACGCCCCUGCGCAUCCCCCUCGAUACGACAAAGGCUCAACUUCUCACCAUCUUGCGCACUCGCAUCCCCAUGCCGCCCUCGCCCCUACACGGCACGAACACCGGCUCAUCCCUCGAAAGCGAGAAGACGUCCUCCCGCCGUCGCACUGCGUUGUCUCUCCGCCGCCCCAAGCUCAUCUCAGUCACGCUAUAUUGGACGUUCCGCGGCACCAUCUUACCGCUGGGUCCUGACGAUGACGACUGGCACUACCGCAACCCCAUCACCAAGACGGAUCUCUUAGGCCGCUCCGAGCUCGAGUGGUUUCUGCUGCGAGAGAUGAUGGCUGCUUCCGACGGGGCCCUCAAGUGCUACCUCGCCAUCCGCGGGGAAACCGUUGCGCCCAAGAAUACGGGCUUUUCGUGGCUGUUUGGCGGGAGCGGAUGA